Filobasidium floriforme is the source of this 1256-nucleotide messenger RNA. RefSeq lists its product as uncharacterized. The record is from RefSeq and is a predicted model, not a curated record. Gene Ontology annotation, cellular component: mitochondrion. The coding region runs from base 77 to 1111 and encodes 344 amino acids. NCBI's taxonomy places the organism in Eukaryota, Fungi, Basidiomycota, Tremellomycetes, Filobasidiales, Filobasidiaceae. Gene Ontology annotation, biological process: mitochondrial respiratory chain complex III assembly. The transcript has 2 exons.
CCGACCAUCGCCUCAUCAUAGAUACUACACUUCGUAUAAUCUGCCUCGUCGAUAGAUAGAUUCUUCAACCUUGAGAAUGUCACUGAGAACCGCCGUAUCGCCAGCCCUCCGGCAAGCGACCUCGAUCGCCCGAUCGUCACCUACGAUCCUCGCCCGAACCUAUGCCACGAAACCUCCUCUCUCCUCCGAACCUCUCCCUCAACCCCGUCCCGUCUACCCACCUCCAUCGAACCCUUUCCAACCUCCCCCUCAAGCUUCGCCUUCGAACUCGAGUACGCAGCAGACAGGUCAACAGCACUCGCCGUUCAAGGUCAGCAUCGUCAAGGCGUUGGCCAAGUUGAUGGGGUACAACACGAGGAGCGUGACGGCGAUCAGGGAGACGGGGAACAUGUGUGGGUCGAUCGUUAGGGCCGUCGAGAAGGAUCACGAUUUCUGGUACGGAGAAUGCGGCCUUCCUGCGACGUAUCAGACGUUUUUCCAGCUCCACCUCGUCUACCUCUACCUCCUCCUCCCUCGCCUCCGUGCUUUGCCCAACACGACCACCCUAGGCCGAAGUAGCACCUCCAUCUCCCAGACUUACCAGACCGAACUUCUCACCCACUUUUUCGCCCUCGCCGAGAACCAAAUGCGAGUCACCUUGGGGCAAGGCGAACGAGAACGGGUAGUCAGGAAUUAUAUGAAGGAGAUGGGGGAACAGUGGAAAGGCGCCGGGAUCGGGUUCGAUUAUGCCAUCUCCAUCGGACAGGAUUUGCCAGAGAUCCCAGCUGGGGAGAGGUCUAGCAAGGGAGGGGAUGCCGAGCUGGCCGCCUGGGUAUGGAGGAACUUGUUUGCGGCGAGGUAUUCCGACCUUCCUUCCGACUUUACACCGACGACCAACACUGCCGCCAUCCCAGCCGAGCAGGACACGGUCAAGUCUGACCCGUCCAACCCGGUUCAUCAUCUUAAACUUCCCGCGCAGCUGGCCCAGAUCGUAGCUUUCAUCCGUCGAGAGCUUUACCGGUUGGACCAGCUUAGCGAUGAGGAUAUCGAACAGGGGAGGACUGGCGAGUUUGGGCCAGUCAGGGAGAUUACUGGGAGACGGGGUGGAGCGGAGACCGUCGAUGGGGCGUAGAGUCCCUCGAUCCUCGUCACUUCUGGAACGGGUUUGUAAAUUUACGAGUGGGAAUGUCUCGCCUCUGGCGAAACGAAAAAGUGCCUUUUUCUGGAUACCAAUUACCGAUUAGACGGGGCGUGCGCAUCUAUAUCUCAUCAUGCAU